AUGGACGCCAAGACAUCACUCGAAAAGAGUCGACUUCAAACAAUCGAACAAAAGAUCAAAGAUGUGCAGGAUAAGCUCAGUACACGAUUGCCCGCCCAGUACCGGCAUUUAGCCGCGAUGGUGUGCGGAAUUAAGUGGAAAUUGCAGGUGUUGAAGUUCCAUGAUGCCGCUUCUAAAAUCAAGAAGGUGCGUCUUGAGCUGGGAGCGUUCGACUACCGUGUAAGGGAACAAGCAGAGCUGCUCACGUGCUACUUGAUCGAUUUGGACGGCGUGUUGAGCUAUGGAAAUGCCGACAUUCAGAGCUCUCGCAAGGCAUUAGUUCUACUUGUGCAGCAGCAGUUACCGCUGGCUGACGCUCUCAAAAAGCGCAGUUGCUUGCUUAAAGAAUUUGGGGAGCGUGUACUUUGUGGUCUAGAAGGCCACUUAAAGACUCCUCAGACGCCUGUGGACACUGGGGCCGCGUCAAAGGAUCUGCACGUUAAACCUUUGCUACAGGAAUGCGAGGAUGAACCGAAUGAUGUUCAGAAGAACGAUGCUGGAGAAUACGUGGUCGAGCGGCCAAUCGUCGUAAAGGAAGUUGAACCUUUAGAACCCGAAGCAGAGGACGUUGAUGUAGUAAAUGACGUCGCAUGCUUGUCAAAACAGUCACCACGGUUUUUAACAAAUUCAGGUCCGCAGAUUAUGGACGUUGAUAUUAACUCGCUACCUGUUUGGCGUCCGUACUACCAGCUACAGCGUCGUCCAGACGGCAUCUACCUUUUGGCACGUAUCAACAAUACAAAUCCACGCAACGUUCGUGUGCAGUGGAACGAACAUAAUGGUGUGCUUAGCAUCACGGGCUUUCGUUUACCCAGUCAGAAGGAUAUUGUCACGUCACGUCUAAGCGGUGCACCGACGUUCGGCCGCUUUGAAAUUGUCGAACAGUUUCCAUUGAAUUUGUUGAACAUGGAGGAGGCGACUCAACAAGUUCUUGCUGAUGGCACCUUGCAAAUUCGUAUGCCUUACUACCCGUUGCAGCACCCGCGGCGAUACCAGCCGACGUCGUUUUUUCAGCCACAAGAUUGUUUUGUAUGGUGA
This is a messenger RNA of Plasmopara halstedii, 1077 nucleotides long. RefSeq lists its product as uncharacterized. The record is from RefSeq and is a predicted model, not a curated record. Gene Ontology annotation, molecular function: protein-folding chaperone binding. Bases 1 to 1077 code for a protein of 358 amino acids. NCBI's taxonomy places the organism in Eukaryota, Oomycota, Peronosporomycetes, Peronosporales, Peronosporaceae. The transcript has a single exon.